Musca domestica (house fly) is the source of this 3240-nucleotide messenger RNA. RefSeq names its product RNA cytidine acetyltransferase. Gene Ontology annotation, cellular component: 90S preribosome; nucleolus. Gene Ontology annotation, molecular function: ATP binding; tRNA binding; 18S rRNA cytidine N-acetyltransferase activity. Gene Ontology annotation, biological process: rRNA acetylation involved in maturation of SSU-rRNA. Lineage: Eukaryota; Metazoa; Arthropoda; Insecta; Diptera; Muscidae. The record is from RefSeq and is a predicted model, not a curated record. The coding region runs from base 122 to 3139 and encodes 1005 amino acids. The transcript has 8 exons.
GAGUGAAAACAAAACAAAACUAACACGUGCAACUCACUUUGACGGGAUAGGAACUGUUGCCGAUUUUAUUUGUUUAAUUGCAUUUUUUAAAUAAGAAUUUAAUAAAAUAUAACUUUACAAAAUGGUUAAGAAGAAAAUUGAUAAUCGCAUUCGUGUUAUGAUUGAGAAUGGCGUGAAAUUGGGACAUCGUACUAUGUUUAUUAUUAUCGGUGACAAGGCUAGAGAUCAAGUGCCCAUACUCUAUGACAUUUUGACCAAGUCCACAGUAAAAGCUAGACCCUCAGUUUUGUGGUGCUACAAGAAUAAGGAUGAGGCUAUUUCCAAUCAUGGCAAGAAACGUGCCAAGAAAAUAGCUGCUGGUAAAAUUGACAUCAACGAUGCCGACCUGUUUGAUACCUUCCGGGUGUCGACCACAAUUCAUGGUCGUUACUAUUCCGAGACACAUGCCAUAUUGGGUAGAACUUAUGGUGUUUGCGUUUUGCAAGAUUUUGAAGCUCUAACACCAAAUUUAUUGGCUCGUACAGUGGAAACUGUAGAGGGUGGCGGUUUGAUUAUAUUGUUGUUGAAAACAUUGAAUUCUUUGAAACAAUUGUACACCAUGAGUAUGGAUGUGCACAAACGUUUCCGUACCGAGGCUCAUCAAACGGUGACAUGUCGUUUUAAUGAACGUCUUAUAUUGUCUUUGGCCGAUUGUAAACGUUGUUUGGUGGUCAAUGAUGAUUUAACUGUUUUACCCCUAAGUUCAAAGACAGCGAAUGUUGUUCCGGUUAAUCCUGCUGAAAUCACCAAGUCUGAAAAUAACGAUCUGCUGGUGGAAUUGAAGGAGAGCUUACGUGACACUCCCCCAGCGGGACCUCUUGUAAAUCUAUGUAAAACAUAUGACCAAGCCAAGGCAGUGGCCCAGUUCAUUGAUGCUUUGGCCGAAAAACAACUAAAACCACCCACUUCUUUGACCGCUGCUCGUGGUCGCGGUAAAUCUGCCGCCAUGGGUCUUUCAAUUGCCGCUGCGGUAGCUUUCGGUUAUGUCAAUAUCUAUGUGACUUCACCCCAUCCAGAGAAUUUAAUUACUCUCUUCGAAUUCGUAUUAAAAGGCUUCGAUGCUUUGGAAUAUCAGGAACAUACUGACUAUACAAUUAUACGUUCGACCAAUCCAGAUUAUAAGAAAGCCAUUAUACGCAUUAAUAUUACCCGUUCCAAUCGCCAAACGAUUCAAUAUAUUGCACCCAAUGAUACACAUCUGUUGAAUGCUGCUGAUCUUUUGUUGAUUGAUGAGGCAGCUGCCAUUCCUUUGCCGUUGGUAAAGAAAAUGAUUGGACCCUACUUGAUAUUUAUGGCUUCCACAAUUAAUGGUUAUGAGGGUACGGGAAGAUCGCUUAGUUUGAAGCUGAUUUCACAAUUGCAAAAGGAAAAUUCAGCACCACCGCCGAUUAAACUCGAUGAGUCCAUCCGUUACACGCAAGGUGAUGACAUUGAGAGCUGGCUUAUUAAUUUACUUUGUCUGGAUGCCACCAGUACUGUGCCAAAUAUCAGUUCAGGUUGUCCCACACCUGAUGCAUGUGAACUGUACUACAUUGAUCGUGAUGCCUUGUUUUCAUAUCACAAGGCAGCUGAAUCAUUUUUACAUCGAUUGGUUUCGAUCUAUGUUUCAUCCCAUUACAAGAACAGUCCCAAUGAUCUGCAAAUGAUGAGUGAUGCACCAGCCCAUCAUUUAUUCUGUCUACUGGGUCCCAUUCAACGUAAAGAUCAAUUACCAGAAAUUUUGGUAGUUAUCCAAGUGGCUUUGGAAGGUGAAAUAUCUUCACAUACCAUUACUGAUUCUUUGGGCAGGGGUAAGAAAGCUAGUGGUGAUUUAAUACCUUGGAAUGUUUCGGAACAGUAUGGUGAUCGAGAAUUCCCUAAAUUGGCUGGUGUGAGAGUAGUGCGCGUUGCUACACAUCCUAACUAUCAAAGGAUGGGCUAUGGUAAAAGAGCUUUAAAAUUGUUGAAAGAUUACUAUGGAGGCAAAUUUACAGAUUUAAAUGAAAACAAUGGUCUCAAUGAAGACAAUGGUAUCGAAGAAGUUGAGGAGGAAGAUGUUGGUUUGCUCAAAGAACAAAUACGUCCUAGACGUAAAAUACCCACCCUUUUGAAACGUUUAAAUGAACGUUUACCCGAAAACAUAGACUACUUGGGUACCUCAUAUGGUCUGACACAGGAGCUAUUGAAAUUCUGGAAGAAUUUAGGUUAUGUUCCUGUCUAUCUCAGCCAGAAAGCCAAUGAUUUGACUGGUGAACAUUCUUGCAUUAUGUUACACACGCUAGACAAAUCAGGAAGCCUUACAGAAAAAGUCAGUGCCGAAUGGCUUAGCUUAUAUUUCAAUGACUUUAGGCGUCGUGUUCUAAAACUUUUGGGUAAAACCUUUAGAGAAUUCCCCACCAGUUUGGCACUCUCUUUGCUCGACAACAAAUGGGUAAAGCUACAGCAGGAGGAACUUAAUAAACAAGUUUUGGACGCCUAUUUCCUGCCACAUGAUUUGCAACGUUUGGAGUCAUAUUCCCGCAAUCAAAUUGAAUAUCGUUUAAUAUUGGAUCUUACCUCCGAUAUUAGUUAUUUAUAUUUCCAAGGUAAAAUAUCUGAACUGCAAAUUGAUACACUACAAAAGGCAAUAUUAUUGGCAAUUGGUGUGCAAGGUAAAACCGUUGAUGGCAUUGCCGAAGAGCUGAAUAUGCCAGGCAAUCAAAUAUUGGCCAAAUUCUAUGAUUUAAUUAAAAAAUCAUCGAAAUAUUUCUCCAAUGUUAUUGAGGGUCACAUUGAGAGUACCAUGAUUAGUGAAACUAAAUUAAAGCGGGGCGAUGAUUUUGAACCCAUUUCAUUAUCGCUCAAUGAAGAACUUGAAGAGACUGCCAAACAAAUAACAAAGAAACAAAAAGACGAUUUGAAACGUUUGAAAAUGGAAAGUCUCAAAGAGUUCGCGAUCAAGGGAAGUGAUGAGGAUUGGUCUAAGGCAUUGUCGGGCAAAGAUGGCAAACCAAAGUUAAUAUCUGUUAAAAGUGGCGUAAAACGUUUAGAUGAACCCUUGGAGGCACUAAAAUCGGACAAUGAACCCAAAAAGAAGAAAAUGAAAUUUGGCAAAAAACUUAAAAAUAAAUCUGUAAUUUAGUUUCUAUAUAAAUUGUUUUAUAUUAAUGUAUUUUAAUGUAUACUUUUUGUAGUUUUACAAAUGAAGAUAAAACACAAUAUAUAAGAAAAUUAGUUUUUUAA